UCAGUUUAAUUGCGGCAACUUGUAACGUUGGACGUGCGAAGCGGAAGAAGCUACCAAAAGGCAACGUUAAAGCGCGCGUGAAAAAAUAUUUAUUUCAACUAAGCUAGCUUGUUGUACAUACUCAUACAUGUGCAUAUAGUAAUUCGUAUUGGUCGUGUAUUGAAGAAAUGAGAAUUGUAUAGAAUUUUUUGAAUUUUAAAAAGUGUGGGAAAACCACGAAAAUCAGUUAGUAGUUGAGGUUGGCAAAAUUUUAAGUGAAUUUACUACGAAAAAUAAACUUGCGAAAUAAUAUUUACUUAUAAGGCAUUCCAGUGUAGAGCUACUAUGCUUCAGUAGAGUGUAACAGCGUGUGAAACUUUGGACGCCACAAAGCGGCGGAAAGGCAAAUGCAACAGCUUUAGUAGUUGACUUAAGAUUGGACUCCGGUGCAGUGGCGAAAAAAAGUAAUAAAAACAAAAACAAAAAAUAUAAAUUAAACGGCCAACUGAGAACCUGAAAAACGAAAAACGGAAAACAAAACAAAAGCAAAAAAGAGUGUAAAUUAGGGUGUGCAAUUGAUAGUGAAUUUAGUGUGAACGCACAUUUUUACAUACAUACACACAUACUUAUUAGGUACGUGCAUGCACUACGUUAAGCUAAAGGAAACCAAUAGUUUAUUUUGGUAAGCUUGUUUGUCCAAGGAAGUUAAGAGUGUGUCGAAUUGCUCAGACGGUUAAACUUUUAACCGUUUACGUCUUGUAAACUGCAGAUGUUGCUGAAAUUGUACUGACUUAAAAAUAAAAUAAAAAAAUAAAAAAGGAUUAUGAAACUGCAACGCUCCUUCAGCGUUAGCCAACUUAAGGCACUGCUACGCAAAGAUGGUCUCGUUCGCCUGCGCCAGCCGGUCAUGACCGUUGUGCAAUUAGCUUGGCCUUGCUUGGUUUUUAUUCUGCUCUACCUCAUUCGCCUCAAGUUCGGGCCCGAACACAUAGAAGACUGCCAAUUUCCCACACGCCUGCUGCCGACCAAAAACCAAGUACUGCCCAGUUUUUAUUCAUAUAUUUGUAGUUUGGAAAAUAAGUGUAUGAACACAAAUCCAUAUGAGGAGACGACUAGUUGGAAGAAUGCGCCUGUGAAACCAAUUGUCGAUAUCGUGAAUAUCUUUGUCACCGACGAUCGCAUGUUUAACGCUGUCAUCGAUUUACCGGUAAAGGCGAAUUUCAUAAAUGCUGUGACGGCAGUGGUCACGGGCGGGCAUUUCGAUCAGAUACGUCAAAGUGUCAGCAAUGUUAUCGAUCUAGUGCCACAAGUAGAGGAAUUUCUAAAUGGCACCUUCGAUAUAAGGCGGCUAUUUUCAGAUCGUAAAACUUUCGUAAAAGCUGGCUACUUAAUGUGUGGUCAUCCGUUCCCCAGCACUGAUACUAUACCGUUAGUGAAUGACAUCCUUUAUGACACCGAGGAUUUCAGCAAAGUUAAUGACGACGAAAUCAAUAUAAUGCCUACCAAAUACUGCAAGCAAUUAUACUUGAACAUUACUACUACAACGACAGGAAAGCUAACUUGGAAUGUGGUUAAGCCAUUGAUACAUGGAAAAAUUCUUUACGCACCUGUUACGGAGGAGACUCAUUCAAUUAUGAUGCAUGCAAACACAACAUUCGAGGAGUUGAAUCGCUUGAAGCGGCUGUCAGGUGCAGUCGCUGAUAUAGUCACUAAGUUACGCGAAGAUGAACAAUUUCAGAAGAGUUUUGAUAGCCUCCUCAAGUUGGCCACAUCGCCAACGGUACGCGCUUACAUCGGCGAGGAUAUUAAUAUCGAUCAAAUUGUCGGCAUUGUUAAUCGUAUACGCACCGAUCCGCUUGUCUAUGACAUUGUUAUGACGGUGAAAAAUAUCUUAGAAUGCUUCUCGGUAGAUCGCUUCAUCCCUCUGGCAUCAGCAAAAGCUUUACAGCUUACUGCAUAUGAAUUAAAUGAGAAACGCCUGUUCUUUGCUGCGGCAUAUUUUAAUAAAACCGAUAAUGAAGUAUCUUACAAGUUACAUAUGGACACUGAAAACACGCAACCGACUUUUGAGAAUAAGAACCGGUUCUGGUUUCCAGGACCAUCACGGAGCAUGAUACGCGACAUGAAAUAUCAUCGUGGCUUUGUACAGAUAAAGAAUGCCAUCGAUAUGGGUAUCAUUAAACAUCAGAAGUUAUUGCAUAAGAAUGUGAGUGAAGAAACUGUUUUCGAGUUGGCCACGAGAAGUCCAGUUUCAAUUGAAAUCGAAACGGGGAGUGGAUUUGGUGAAGAUGAAGACGAAGACGAUGAUGAAUGGUUGACGCCGUCAACAGAGGAAUCUGUGGGCUUUAUGCACCAUCAAAAUGAAACGAAAAGUUUCAACUCGAUGGAAACGAUAGUCAAGUUGGACGAUCAAAAAGUGCACACACGUAAGAGGCGCCAAGCUUUGCUAGAUUUGCUUAAUAUGUUCGGCGGUAGCAACACAGAUGCAUUGAGCAAAUAUGGCGUAGAUGGAUUGCAGAUGUAUACGAAACAAUUUCCAUAUCCCGCAUACACGCACGAUGACAUGAAAAUAGGUAUAUACUUGGCGCAGGCUAUACAAGUCGCCUUCUUUUUGGGUUUGGUAGCGGAAAUCGCCAGUUGUGUGCGUCACCUUAUUUGGAUGCGUGAAAGUCGAAAUACUAUGAUUAUGCGUUCUAUGGGUCUCAAGCCAUGCUCUGAGCUUACAUCCUGGAUUUUGGUAACAUUCGUUGAGCUGCUUAUCAUUUUUUUGGGUGUAACAUUCAUACUUUACAUUGGCGGAUUGCUGAUGUAUGCCUCAUUCGUCUUUGUUAUGUUUUUCCUGUUGGUUUUCGGUGCUUGUUUGAUUUCUUUCUGCUAUAUGUGCUCAACAUUCUUUACGUCGGCCACAAUUGGUGCUGUUGCUACGGCGUUACUCUUUUUUAUCUCUUACUGUCCUUACAUCAUUGUUUUGCUCUUCGAUUCACAUCUCAACUCAUUUGAGAAUUUCUGCAUCAAUAUAUCGUUUACUACUGCCUUUUCACACGCUUGGAGUCAUAUUAUGCGCAUGGAAUUGCAAGAAAUCGGCCUAAGUUUUGCGCAAGUCUUUGAAGAAGGUUGGAGUGGUGAAUUUGGUUUUGCUUUCUUUAUGAUAAUUGUGGAUGCGAUAAUCUAUGCGCUUAUCGCUUAUUUGGUGCGGCAUUUCUUGGAUGAUGAGUACCGUUUUAUUGAAGUGCAAAGAGAGGACUUGGAUUCCAGUGUGGGUGCAACAAUGACUAAUGUGAGCAAAUUGUAUGAUGAGCAAAUAGCAGUUAGUGAUGUGAAUUUAUCUCUACCGAGAGAUAAAAUCACCUGUUUACUGGGCCGCAACGGCGCUGGAAAGAGUACAAUAAUCAAAAUGCUCACCGGUCAGGUGGUGCAAUCAACUGGUCGAGUUAUACUCUCUCAAGCCAUGACAAGCAACGAUGAGUUCGAUAAAGUUGGCGUCUGCUCUCAAGACAAUAUUUUGAUACCAAAUCUGACAGCGCGUGAACACUUGGAAUUAUAUGCAUCGAUUAAGUUAAAGCACAAUUACAAUUCAGAAGUAGAUAAGACGCUGAAAAGUUUGAAGUUUGGAAAAUAUGAGAAUUAUCAAGCGUCGCAACUGUCAGGCGGAUACCAGCGCAGGCUUUGUGUGGCCUUGGCCUUCAUUGGUUCUCCAAAUGUUGUUAUUCUGGACGAGCCAUGUAAUGGUGUUGACUCCAAGGCGCGCAAAGAUAUAUGGGAACUUAUUCAACGUCUGAGAAUGGGACGUGCUGUUGUAUUCGCUACCCACUUCCUGGACGAAGCCGAAUUUCUGAGCGAUGUGGUAGUGAUUAUGAAGAAUGGUAAAAUAAUUGCGAAACACAGUCCCGAUACCCUCCAAGAAUACUGUACCUCCGGCUAUGAAGUGCUGUUCCAUUGCAAAGAUACUCAAACUAUAACCGAAAUUGGUGCUGCCGGUAACGAAAUGCUGGUCAACUUUAGGGAACCGGACUGGUUAGAAAGCGGUGACAUUCGAUUACGAGUGCUCUAUGAUCAGGAUGGAUCUAACAGAUCCGUUAAUUUCCUGAAUUUCCUACAGAAUUUGCAGGCGCGUGGUCUUAUUUCUGAUUUACGCGUCGAAAGUCGUAAUUUAGAACAAAUCUUCGCGGAGUUACAUGAAGACCGCGUGAACGGAUGUGAAACCUUUAAAACAAAGAUGGACUGGAAACCAGUAGAUUUGAAAAAUUCGAAUGCUGCUAACAUUGUGGAUGGUGGCUCCUUGACUUUUACGGCUGCUGUGCGAAAUUUGCUUUGGAAACGUCUCAUACAUUUCAGUCGCAAUUACCGCAUAUUGUUGUGCGUCAUUGUGUUGCCUGCAGUAUUUGAAUUAUUCGCAAUGUGGUUUGUUACGUAUCGUUUGGAGGAUGAUUACGACACAACGAUAAGUUUCACUCGCGAGUUAUAUCCAAAAACAACGCAAAUGUUCAGUAUGGAGUUGAAUAAAACGCUGACAAAUGGCGCUUAUGCAGGCUUGAAAGAGCAAUGCUCAGCUGAGAGUCCGUGUCGAGAGUUUCGAAAUUCUAGCGAAGCUUUCUAUUGGAUUUUACAGUCAAUGGAUGACUAUCAUGAGAAACGUUAUGGCGGAUACUCCUUCAACGAUACAAAUGCCAUUGUUUGGUACAACAAUAAAGGUUAUCACGCAAUGAUGGCUUGGCUUAACGAUUUGAAUACGAAAUUGUUGCAAGUUGAGUUGGGUGACAAUAAUUUUAGCAUCACAACCUUUAAUGAACCUUGGAAGCUUGGUGCGGCGGAGCUAAGUACAACUUCAGUUUUGCGUCAAGCUGGUGAUUCCUCCAUGGUUUUCAUACUCCUGAUUGCCUUUAGUUUGGUGGUAGCUGUGUCCUCCGUAUUUCUAGUUAACGAACGUGUAAAAGGUGAGAAACUACAACAAAAGCUUUGUGGUGUUAACUUGGCCACCUACUGGGGCGUGGCCUUCGUGUGGGACUUUUUGGUCAUGUUCUUCGCCAUAUUGGUCUGCGGUGCCAUUAUAUUUUCCUUCGGAUUACCAGUAUUUUUGGCUCGUCAAAAUAUUUCUGGUAUUUUCGUGCUGGCGCUACUCUUUGCGUUCGCCUGUAUACCUGGUGUGCAUGUAUUUGAGAAGUGCUUCAACGACUCCAGCGUGGCGAUUGUGACCAUCUUCUGUCUGAACAUCAUCAUUCCACUCUUUACGAUGGCUAACAUCGUUUUGCUGGGUGUGGUUGGCGAUUCCGAAAUCUGGGAUGACUGGCGACACUUCCUAAAUAGGGCCUUUCUCAUCUUUCCACAGCAUGCAUUGGGAGAUGGUCUACUAGAGAUCUGCAAAAACUAUAUGGUUUCGCUUGUCUUCCAGCGUUACGACAUUGAUUCGUACAAGCACCCAGUUUCGAGUGAUUUACUCCGUCCACAUAUGCUGGCUUUGCUGCUGCUUGGUAUUUUCUUCAUCAUAUUAAAUGUGCUUUUGGAAACUGGUAAAAUUUAUAAAAUACGUGAAUCGAUUUUAAAUCGCCUUCCCUUCUACCGGAAGUGCGAGCAAAAGCAGGUGGAGGAAUUGAAAAUCGUAUCCAUACAAAAUACGCUUAAGGUUGCCGAUAAGGAUAAUGUUCCGCAAGUAUUGAAAGUGGACAACCUUUGCAAGGCCUACGACCGUGGACAGUAUGUGGUUAAAAAUGUCACAUUUGCGGUGAAGGCGGGCGAAUGCUUUGGCCUCCUGGGAAAGAAUGGCACUGGCAAAUCGACUAUAUUCAAAAUGCUCUCUGGUGAAUUGCAACCAAAUGUGGGUGCAGUCAACUACUUCAAUGGCGAGAUCGCCUAUUGUCCACAAACAAAUCCCUUGGAUUCCCUUCUCACCGUCGAAGAAUGUAUACGCUUUUAUGGCAAUCUGCGGCGUGUGGCUAAUCUCGACAAGCUAAUGGAACACAUACUUGAGUCAUUCCAACUGAAGUCGUACCGUCAUGUUUUGGUUAAGAAUUUGAGUGGCGGCAAUCGUCGCAAACUAACAGUGGCGCUAACCUGCUGUGGCCGCACAACCGUCGUGCUAAUGGACGAGCCCACCAGUGAUAUGGAUCCAGUAACGCGCGCCAUUGUCUAUCGUACCAUACAUGAGCUACUUGCAGCACAACGAGCAGUUGUGCUCACCUCACAUUCGGUGUCAGAGAUUGAUGGAAUAUGCCAUCGCAUCGCUGUACUAAAGGAUGGACAAAUACUAACCUGUGGCAGUCCGGAGAGUUUAAGUACGGAAUACGGCGGCUAUUAUAAUGUGGUGAUUUAUGGCGAUAACCAGUUAAUUGAGUCCGUGGAGAAGUGUAUUCAUGUUCGUUUGCCGCAGUGCGUUGACUUCCAAACAUAUCCGCAUUCCAUUAAGUUUAGUUUGAAAAUCCAAACGUGCAGGCCGCAAGAGAAUGAUAUUGAAGUGAUGCCUUCUUCUAACCAACCAAAAACGCUCACCUUGGCAGAUCUGUUCGGUGAGUUGAAGGUGCUGUCCGAGCAGUAUGAGAAUCGUUUACACUACACCGUCAGCCAUUGUCGGCUGGAUGCGGUGUUUGAGCACAUCUUGGAUGCCAGCGAACAGCCGUCCACAUACCACAAAGGUUUGAGCAAGUCGGCGCUAAUUGGCAGUCCAUCAACUGGUUACAUACACAAUGGCUAUGUUGAAACGGAGACUGUCACAUGACCGUCCAGUGCGUCGUUGCAAACACCACCACCAGCUAAUGCUACAGUUCAGGGCUGUGCUUUACUAAUCUAAGCUAAGUUAUUAUUAGGUAUGUGAAGUAAGUUAGAGGCCAUCGGGCAGUAAUAACGUUACUCUAUUGGAGACCUCCGUCCUUGUCAACUUAAUUAAUUACAUAUCUACUUAAUUAAUCUGUGCAAUGUGUGAUAAGCGAUAAGAUUUAUUUUUAUUGUAAUAAUUGCAACCAUUCGAGUUUUUAUUAUACUUUUUUUAAUGUGUAAUGGUGUAUGAUAAUUGAAUUUAGGAAUUGUUGGUGUAUCUGAGUAAAUAACUUAUUUAGUUUUAAUGUAUUUUUAGAUAUUAGGAAGCUAUAUAUUUACAUGUAUGUAUUUCUGUGGAAUAUCUCUUUUAUUAUAUUGUCAUUUACUAUAUAUGUAUGACUUUUAUGUAUUUUUUGUUUGUGUAAUGUAUUUUUUGAACCCACCCGAUUCCGUUACAAUUAUCAGAGCUAAGCUCAUAUGCAAAAAAGUGCUUUAAAUAUUUAAUAUAUAUAUAUAUAUGUCGAUCGAAGUAUAUUUAGGAACAACCAUAUACUACCUACACACAUACAUAUAUGUACAUACCUAGUUUGAAUGUAAAAUAUACCUGUAAAUAGCUUAUCUCGAUAAUAAACCUAAUUUGUCUAUUACCACA
Molecule: messenger RNA, 7378 nt
Organism: Anastrepha obliqua
Lineage: Eukaryota; Metazoa; Arthropoda; Insecta; Diptera; Tephritidae
Gene: ldd
Product: ATP-binding cassette sub-family A member 13
Exons: 22
Coding region: 803-6688 (1961 amino acids)
Biological process (GO): lipid transport; transmembrane transport
Cellular component (GO): intracellular membrane-bounded organelle; membrane
Molecular function (GO): ABC-type transporter activity; ATP binding; lipid carrier activity
Source: RefSeq, a predicted model, not a curated record